Messenger RNA from Zea mays, 2317 nucleotides. RefSeq names its product probable Ufm1-specific protease. Lineage: Eukaryota; Viridiplantae; Streptophyta; Magnoliopsida; Poales; Poaceae. Bases 185 to 2116 code for a protein of 643 amino acids. Gene Ontology annotation, molecular function: deUFMylase activity. The record is from RefSeq and is a predicted model, not a curated record. The transcript has 13 exons.
AAACAGAAUGCUAUGUAUCGGUAUCGUUGCAUUUUUGAAUGAUAAAUAUUUAGAGUUAUUCCUUUUGAUAGUAAAUAUCCAAAGAUGGGGUCUUUAAUGGCAUGGAUCUUUCCCUUUAAAAAAUAUAUCCGAACAUACCCUAAAAGCAGAGCCGUCUGCGUUGCCGCUAACAAGGCCGCCGCCGAUGGACGCCUUCGUCGCCGGUUCGCGCGGCCGCCCAGCCCUCAGCUUCCUUUGCCCUAAGAUAUCGCUAUUCUCCCCGCCCUCGCACUCCUGGUUCCGCUGGCUCGUCGGUGCGCCUCGCGUUCUCCCUCCCUUCACCGUCGCUGCUGUCUUACGUCCCAUUCACGGCGACCAUGACGCCAUUGAUCUUCCCAGGGAAGCAGACGAAAUCCGGGGGUUGCUGCCACGCGGUUUCGACAUCAUAGGGGUGCUGCUCGUGGGGGGAGAGGGUUCUGAUGCGGACGUCACUCGCGCACUGGAGCAGGCUCGGGCGCUGAGGGAGCUGCUGUUUGGUGUGGCAGCGAGCCAUGGCUUGGUAGGAGGCCACAUGGAUGCAGCCACUGGGGAGAUUCGAUUUGUUGUAUCUGAGAGUGGAUGGACGAACUCGGUGGAAGGAUCUGUGGUUACAUGGGAGGAUGAGCCCGGGAGGUUGUUGUGGGAGAAGGGAUGCCUCCUGCGCUGCGAACUGCUGCUGAAGCUUCCACUCUAUCUUAGGCCUGACGUGAAUUCUGGCAUCGAAGGACAGUUUUCUUCACUUAUUGAAUCUACAGUUGCUAAACUCAGAGAUCCUCAUGUAUAUUAUUUAGUUGAGGGGCCAAUUACAUCUAGUCAAUCACAUCGUUCUAUUAUCUUGCGUGGCGAUGAUUUAAGCUUUGAUUCACAUACACAUGGAAACUCAAGAACAGACAGUUGUACCACAAGUAUUGUAACUUGUUCAGAAUUCUUCACAGAAAAGAGGUAUGACCUCUCAUUGACAAGAGAGACUGCAGAUGCAAUUGCAAUAACUGUCAACCAAUCAGCGCCUAGCUUGAAGCCUGGCGGUACCCCUGUGGUAGAGUAUUUUCCUGCCUCAGCACCUGCCAGCCUCAUAGUAAUCACCUUGAAGCUUGACAUACUAUGCUACUCAUCAAUAGACUUUCCAGUGGCGGCUGCUGUAUCUGAACUUGUUAUUCCAGGAUUAGCAGAUCAGAUGAUUGUAAUGAAGAGAAUUAUUGCUUCAGAGAUAACUCAACAAGCACAGCUUCAACCAUUCCAUUUUAUUCCUUCUGGUUGGCAUGUUCCAGUAACAGCUAUAUACAAUACAAGAUAUGGUGAGACUGAGGAGAGGCAAAGUGAGCUGCGAAAAGAACUGCAUUUAAGGCUAGGACUUCCCUUAGAUCGGCCUUUGUUGCGAAUUUCUAAUGCAUUGACUUUCGGUGGCAUGGGAAGGAGGAAGAAAAGCAUGCCAAGAAGUGGUUCUUCGCUGCUUCGAGACAUCCACAGAGAACUUCCAUCUAGUGGUGUAUCCGGAGGUGUUAUGUCUUUGAUUGAUGGUUCAUAUGAGUAUUAUCAUUAUCUUCACGAUGGUAUUGAUGACAAUGGAUGGGGAUGCGCAUAUCGGUCUCUACAAACAAUUGUCUCUUGGUACAGAUUGCAACAAUAUUCAUCAAUAGAUGUUCCUUCUCACAGGGAGAUUCAGCAAGUUCUUGUUGAAAUUGGUGACAAGGAUCCAUCAUUUAUUGGAUCUUGUGAGUGGAUCGGAGCCAUUGAGUUAAGCUUUGUCCUCGACAAACUGCUGGGCGUGAGUUGUAAGGUUAUCAAUGUGAGGUCUGGCGAUGAGCUUCCUGAAAAGUGCAGAGAACUUGCCAGGCAUUUUGAAACCCAGGGAACUCCUGUGAUGAUUGGUGGUGGAGUCUUGGCUUACACCCUUUUGGGAGUUGAUUAUAACGGAGCCAGUGGAGACUGUGCAUUUCUUAUCCUUGAUCCGCACUACACUGGUACUGACGAUCUCAAAAAGAUUGUAAAUGGCGGAUGGUGCGGAUGGAAGAAGUCUGUCGACAGCAAAGGCCGAAGCUUCUUCUUGAAAGACAAGUUCUACAACCUUCUACUACCCCAAAGGCCAAACAUGGUGUGAAACCUAUAUUGUUCAAUAUGUUAAUAGUGCAGACGUGCAGGUUCACGAGGCACAGAUAUUUAUGCUUGUGAUAGAGGUUUAUGGUUGCGAUAGCAGAAGUUAUGAUUUGUAAAAAAAAUUUAGUGAGACAUUAUAUUGUUUUUUUAAUAAAUUUGUAGUGAGUAAAUUAAAUUAAAUUAACGAAUGAGAGUUUUACAGGCA